AUGUCGCAAGUCAUAGGCAAGACGCGCCUCGCCUACGCCCGCUCCUGGCACCACCUCGACAUCGGCAGCGACCCACGCGCCCUCGGCCGCGUCGCCUCCGCCAUAGCCCUCACCCUCAUGGGCAAGCACAAACCCAUCUUCGACCCCUCCACCGACUGCGGCGACUACGUCGUCGCCACAAACUGCGCCCAGCUCCACACCACGGGCAAAAAGCGCUCCCAGAAACUCUACCGCACCCACAACACCCGGCCCGGUUCCCUCAAAGAACUUUCAAUGGAUAAACUCAUGGCCAAAUGGGGCGGCGGCGAGGUCCUGAGGAAGGCGGUUAGCGGCAUGUUGCCCAAGAAUAGACUGCGGAAGGAGAGACUGGCGCGGCUGAAGACUUUUGAGGGGAGGGCGCAUCCGUAUGCGCAGAAUUUGAUCAAGGUGGGAAACGGAGGUGGGCAGAGUAUAGUGGAGCAUCAGGAUGUUAAAAGAACGUUUGCACGCGCGAGGGAGACACAGGGUGAUGCGGCGCCGGCUUCAUGA
This is a messenger RNA of Bipolaris victoriae FI3, 528 nucleotides long. RefSeq lists its product as hypothetical. Bases 1 to 528 code for a protein of 175 amino acids. Gene Ontology annotation, molecular function: structural constituent of ribosome; mRNA binding. Lineage: Eukaryota; Fungi; Ascomycota; Dothideomycetes; Pleosporales; Pleosporaceae. The record is from RefSeq and is a predicted model, not a curated record. Gene Ontology annotation, biological process: translation; negative regulation of translation. The transcript has 2 exons. Gene Ontology annotation, cellular component: ribosome; mitochondrial large ribosomal subunit.